Messenger RNA from Chenopodium quinoa (quinoa), 1427 nucleotides. RefSeq lists its product as uncharacterized. The transcript is spliced from 4 exons. Lineage: Eukaryota; Viridiplantae; Streptophyta; Magnoliopsida; Caryophyllales; Amaranthaceae. Bases 945 to 1427 code for a protein of 160 amino acids. The record is from RefSeq and is a predicted model, not a curated record.
UUCAAUUAGUGUGACGCUUGUAUUCGUAACGGUUAUAGGUGAGAGAACAAAAACCAAGUUCCGAUGUGUUGCGAGCAUUGUCUAUGAGGCCUUUCAAGCGUGUUCGGACUUGGAACCAGAUAUUUGUCGGUGGCUUUAAUUUCCACACACAGUCCUAUGGCAAACACAAAUCUACGAUGAAUUACGGGGUGUGUGUCUCAAGUGAGGACGGUGGAGAGUACUUUGGCAUUUUAAACAACAUAAUUGAACUUGUCUACACCGGUCCCGAAAAAGAGUACAAGACUAUUUUGUUUAGUUGUAGUUGGAUGGAUUGUGGUAAAGGAAUGAACAUUCAUGAACAAUACAAGCUUGUCGAAGUAAAUCAUACUAAGAAGUAUCCCAAGUAUGAUCCAUUUGUCUUAUCUUACUAAGUGUCUCAAGUGUAUUAUGCAUCUUACCCUAGCCUUAAACGUGAUCGGGUUCAAUGGUGGGCUGUAUUUAGAACUCAAGCAAGGUCGGUGAUUGAUGCUCCGGUGGAUUUAGAGUUUUUGCAGGGUCCUUCACCACAAGUACAUGCAACGCUUUGUCCACCAAAUGACAUUCCAGACUAUGAACUUGAUAGUGAUGAUGAUGAUGACGAUGGCUUUAUUAUCUCAAGCGAUGAAGAAGAAGAAGAAAGCAUUGGCUCCAGUGACAGUGACGAAGAAGAGGACAUCGAUGUAUUUUUAGAUGACACUAGUGAUAGUAAUAAUGAUAGUGGUAGUAGUGAUAAGAGUAAUGAAGAGGAGAAUAUGUAGUUACUCCUUUAACUAUUGUCUUCGAAUGUUUAGUUUUUAAUGACUACUCGGACUUGUAAUAUUGCAUUACAUUUUUGGUGUCAUUUUUUUAUUUUAAUGUCUUAUGGAUCUAAUUUAUGAAUUUACAAUGUGCGAUCAUGGUACUAACAACUUUUUCAGGUGGUCAUCAUGGGAGGAGGAAAUAAAGGAGAAACGUCCAGGAGGAGAAAGACUAAGGGGAAAUCUGAGGUUGUACGUGUUGACGAGGAUGAGUCAAUGGAGGAAGAGGAGGCACAUGAUUUGGGGGCCUCUCAAGAAAUCGUUAAUCGGAGACAGAUUCCUAGGCAUGUACAAGGGCAACAGGAGCAACAGGAACAAGAGCUACAGGACCCGCAUCCUAAUGACUUGCUAGAGUUGGACCCUUCCACACUUUGGUUUGAUGAUAUCCCGGUGAAGAAUGUGUUCUCCGACUCGCUAACCGGCUACUAUGUUGAGCCUUGGAGGAAUUAUGGAGAGGUUGAUGAAGAUUCGAGAGAGCACUUUUGGAACUUGUUCAACAAAAAAUUCAAGUGGGCACCUAAGUUAAACAACCAAGUGAAGGACACUUUCGAAGAAAAGUUUGCAAAUCGCCUACACCAAGAUGGCUUAAUAAGGAUGUCCACGAAGGCAUGA